GUCUGUAUGAAUUUAUGAUAAUUAUGGCGUCGAAAUCCCGUGCUGCGCAAGAAAAGCUUCAGGUGUUGGAGAAGGAAGCAGCACCAUUCGAGGACCAGCUUGUUGAAGCUGCGAAUUUCGUUGGCACGACUUUGGAUGAGGUUCGCAGACUCUCAGAAGAUGAAUGCAACAAGGAAAAGUCGUCAGCAAAGGCCAUAUAUCACGGUAGAGAGGAAUGGCUGUUGAGAUGGCUAUUGAAGAAACUACAAGCACCGAAAAACGACGUCCCGAAACGAACAUCUUCUUCCUGGUUUCUCUUAUGCUACCUCAUACGGAACAUACCCUUGGUCAACGUGGCCCAGAUACUAGUUGAAAGGAAGUUCACCUCGAUCGUACAAUUGGCACUUGAGGAAACCGACAAGAGAGAUGUCAGUUCACAACCACCUGCUGCAGGCUCUGAAUCCAGUUCGACUGAGCGAGGCUCGCCUGAGAAGAAGUCCAAGAAACGAAAGCGCGGGGGUGCAGUCGUCUCGAAUUCCACUCUUAUAGAGCAAGCAGAUUUGUUAAGCCUGGUUGGAGCUAUUUUCGCAGCAGUCAAUUGUGUGGUCGAGUCUACCUCUGGGAAACUCGAACAAGGUCGAAGCUCAGCAUUCGUGGCGGAGUACAUGAAAACGGUGAUCAGAACAUCAGCCGAGCAAUCUGCUACAAUACUUGGACUAUGGCUGUCACUCUGCUCAAAAGCUCUCUCUGGCGAUGCUCUCGCCAGCAGCAGCAUCCAGGAUUGGCUCUCGCCCUUCAUUGAAAUCUGGGGUUGCCACAUUGCAGAGGAAAAUCAGCACCUUCAGUUCUCGUUGCAUAAUGCCAACCCUCUUUUAUCACUGAUUCGGACAUUGAAAAGUGGUAAAUAUCCAGCUCUCAACUGGCUAUCACGACUCGAGGCGCUAGUAGCACGAAACAUUAUUGUACCAGCCAAAACUGCAUAUUCAGAAGACAAGAAUACUGAGAUGUUAAGUUCCUUGACUCGAAUCUCCGUCCUCCAAGACAGUGCUAAUGCUGCUAUCAUUUUUGAGAUUGCAAUUCGUUCCGUUCAGGUACUUGGAGCAAGGAAGCGGAGACGACCACAAGAUGAUGCUUGGCUUGCAACAGUUUUCAAUACUCUGAAAGCAGGCAUUCCAAGUAGAGCUUCAAGUGCCAAAUCAAUUUCCGCAAUGCUAAGAUCUGCUAUUGACUACAAAGUCAGUAUUGAUCUGGAAGUACUGCGAGAGAUUACUUGGGAGUAUGGCCUGCGGACAGGAUCUGAGGAUUGGGAUCUUGUUGCAACCAUUCUCAAGCUUGAUGGAAAUACUUUCCUAAUACCAAGUGAGAAAGAUCUAUUAAAAGAGCUAUUUGGGAGGAUCACCAAAUCGUCUAGCCAAGCGAGUUGGAUAGAGUUCUCGAACUCUGUCGUCUCGCAUGUGGUGGUCCCACUGAUGAAUGAGUUUGCCAAAGCACGGGAUCUGUCUGGAUUUAUUAGACAUUGGUAUGCUCAGCUUGUGGCAACGUGGAGCUUGCAACAAUCCAGUUCAACAACUACUUUCACCGCUUGGGAAGAUGAAGCACUUCAAACGGAGCUUGGGAAGCUGUUCGAGUCAUCAUUGACGGUACAACAGAUAUCUCAGAUCCUUGAUUGGCUCGAGAAUCAGAUUAAGGAGUAUCGCGACAGCCACGAAGAAGAAGAUGCUACCGGAGGUUGUCUUGACGCUGCAUGUGUCAUCCUUGAAGCCAUAGCAGGAUCAAUUUCUGGAGAUGAAUCCGUUGUCGAUGCGGUCGGACUUCGCUUAUUUCAUAUUCUUUUCGAUAAUGGUGCAUCCAAAAUGCUCUCCGCAAGAUACAAAUGGCGGUCUUGGAGAAUCAUUUCACGAACAUUAACAUGGCUUGAGCAUUCGGACAUAGAUGAACUCUCCAUGUUGUGGGAGAAUGGGGCAGAACCAUUCGAUAUUUUGCUUCAGAUUGACACACGCAUCCGCUCUAUGCUGGGGUCUCCAUUACAUACUUAUGAGAAUCUCGAAAUUCUCUCAUAUGCAUGCACGGCUUGGGAGGCAGCGGAGGCAGAGAAAGCCGGCAGACUCAAGAAGCUUGCUGAACCGUUGCUUGCCGCCUUUCUACAGCAUAUUACAGAAACUUUCACUUCAAAGAUGUCAAACAUGUCUGAUGGAAACCUUGAUUUUGUGAAUGGUACCUACCAGCCUGUGAGAUACAUGGCAACUACAGACGAGGAUUGGACUUUGUGGUCAUUUGCUCGGUGUUUGUUUGUAGAACAUCCAAAAGUUCUCGAGUUUGGCUUGAGUAUCUGUGGCAAUGUUUUCCACGAUCUGCUGCAACAGAUCUUCUGGAUAGCGUCUGCUGGGUACAAUACAACCACGGAUGCCGAGUCCAUCGCCAUGACUUUUCCCGGAUUAUGGGCAGCUGUGCUGGGACGAGACUCACCUGUCUUUGGUAACAAGAAGCUCACUAAGAGGAUCGUCGAUACUCUGUUAAACUCAACCACGAAUUCUGACAAUCCUUUGAUCAAUACGAGCACUAGUAACCAUUUUACUACUCACUGCCUACAUAUGCUGAGACUCGAUGAUAUUUCUAAGUCUCAAAAAGAACAGAUCAUGAAUAGUUGGCCUACGCCAGAGUCAACGGCCCUUGAUCUUCCUGUCCUCGCUUUGAAGGUCAAAAUAAUGCGUCAUCCUGCCAUUUAUGAUGACAUGAAGUUCAAAGAUCUUAUCGAGCUUGCAGGGACCUUGGCGGUGGCAGAUAUUGCUGGGUGUCAAAGUCAUCUGGCUUUGUUGAAAGAGCUUACUCGGCUAAUAUUUUUUGCUGCUCUCGCAAAUAUGGAUCAGAAACGUAAUACCACUUACAUAACAGAAGCAUUCAAGGCAAUCCAGAAAAAGGUCAGCAAAGCUAGUAAGAAGAAGCAACUCAAUUACGCUUUGAUCAGCAUCAUCGGAGUCGCAUUAGUGGCAUUUCGCGAGAAGGAGAUGGCGCUCAAUGAUCACGAUAUCAUCCUCCGAGAUGAUCUUGAAAGCAUUACCGCAACUUUCAGGGAAGCCCUUUUGAUCCAAUUAAAGCAGCAUCUAGAGACAGAGGUUCAUCAAAUAUCGACGGAAAUAGCUAUGGUCAGUCUAAUUGAUGCUCUUGCAGCCCUUGGUGUUGACGCUUCAAAGUUGGCAUCAUUGGAAGACAUGGGUGACCAAUUCGAAGGUUUCGAGGACAACGAGUUGAACACUCGAUCUCGUCUGCAAGCUUUUAUAGCAAUUUAUGGUCGCGAAGAUAUCGAGCACAUCGAUCUUCGAGGCGAUGCCACUACAAUCGUGGGAAGAGAAUCAAUCGUCAAGCGUACACAGGGUGCGACAAAGGGAAGGAACAACGCACAGAAGCUGGAACUUCUCCAAGCAGUUAUGGCCGGUGAUGCUACACUGCUCGAUGAACUUCUUUCAACUCGGCAAAUCAUCUCAUCGAUCGAAGACGUGCGAGGUCACAAAGAGGACAGCGAAAGCUUCACACUAUCUGAUGCAUAUACCAUCCUUGCAGAGCAGUUAACAAAAGUGACCGAAAUUCGGCAAUUCUGCCUGAUUAGUGAGACUUUAGAGCUGAUGCUGAAAAGCAAGGGGCAUUCGAUGUCGCAGUAUAACAUUGAUUGCACAGUUGGAUGCAUCACUACCUUUUGCUCUUCGCAAGCACCAGCUCUUCAGCCAAUUCACGCAAGCACAAUUUAUACCCAUCUCUGCCGCCUCCUACAAACCAUCCUGAUGCACCAUCGUCUCAAGCUCCAAGGCCACACUCACCUUGCACAACAAGCAAUGCAAGCUCUCCUCCGCUGCCUCUUCGUACCCACAACACCAGCUGGUACCUCUUCAGUUACCAACACCAAACCUAAGUUUGCCUCGAGGCCCUCUUGGCUCCAGCCACUCACUACAACCCAUGCGCAGCACUUCACCAAGCUCCUCCUCCUAAUCGCAGACCCACCUCUUUCCACCCUCUCUCAGGGGCGCACUAACCCUCUCAUCUCACUCAAAGAUAAAGCGAAGCGCAUGUCUGCUCAAUGGACAAAAUACAUCAUGCAAGAAUAUAUUUGGAUGCAGCUGGAUAUGAAUAUGAGGAUGGAAAGCGGUAUUAGAGAAGCGCUGAUGCAAGGUUGGUAUGCAGUAUUAGAGACAAUGAAUGAAAGUGGUAGAGACGCGAUGAGAGGGGAGAUGGAUAGUGGUGGACGAGCGGUAUUUAGGGGAUUGUUUGACGAUUGGAGAAGAGUUGGAGGGAGGAGGGAGGGGUAGGACGUGUGGUAGCUAUUGAAGGAGACGAGACUUCAGCACCAUACAAUGAAAUGCAAC
Molecule: messenger RNA, 4334 nt
Organism: Mollisia scopiformis
Lineage: Eukaryota; Fungi; Ascomycota; Leotiomycetes; Helotiales; Mollisiaceae
Exons: 6
Coding region: 15-4277 (1420 amino acids)
Biological process (GO): ribosome biogenesis
Cellular component (GO): nucleolus
Source: RefSeq, a predicted model, not a curated record